AUGACGUCAUUGAUAUCUGCGCAAUUACGUAAUGGGCGCAUUUGCAGCAAUCCUCGAAGCGGUGCUUCGAUCUCCGAUAGCUCGACACGGUGUCGAAACCUAAGCACUGGACCUUCCCAGUAUGUCUUGGUCAUUGCCUUUGGACGUCCCUCUAAUUUGAAGAUGUUCACAUGCCCUAAACCAGCUCGCCGAUCUGUGAGUGUUGCUGAGAGAUGUGCAGUUACCAGCAGUGAGAAGCUCGCUUGUGGAGCGUCUGCAUUCAUCACUCAAGCAGACUGUGAAGCCAUCAACUGUUGCUACGAUUCGCAGAUCCUCGCCCUUCAAUGCUACUAUGCUAAUGAUGUGACUGUGCAGUGUACAUUGGAUGGCCGGUUUGUGGUGGUGGUGUCUGAGAAGGUGACCCUUCCUCCCCUGGAUCUUGGGUCCAUCCAGUUGGUGGACAGCAGUUCCCCCAGCUGCAGUCCUGUGACCAGCCUGUCCACCUUUGUCGUGUACCAGUUUCCAGUCAGUUCCUGUGGCAGCACAGUUCAGCUUGCUGGUGGCAAUGUGACUUACCAGAACACCAUGUCUGCUGCCAUCACUGUGAGGAGUGGUCCAGAGGGCUCCAUCACCAGGGACAGCUUCUACAAGUUAUUCUUCCAGUGCACCUACUCUGGAAGCCAGGAUGUGCAAGUGGAGGCUGAGGUGUAUACUGUGGCGCCACCUCUUCCAGUAGUAGAGCAAGGGCCAUUUGACCUGGAAUUGGUCAUUGCAACAGAUUCCUCCUAUGGCUCCUACUAUGUGGAUGCUGACUACCCAGUGACCAAAACUCUGAGGGAUCCUGUGGCUGUGGAAGUGCACAUCCUGAACAGGACUGACCCUAACCUUGUGCUGACUCUUGGGGACUGCUGGGUCACCCCAGGCCCUUCUGCUUCCAGCCAGCCCCAGUGGAGCCUUCUGGUGAAUGGGUGCCCAUACAUUGGAGACAACUAUUUGACCAGCUAGGUGAGUGUUGACAGCACAUCUGGAGUGGCCUACCCAAGUCAUUACAAGAGAUUUGUGUUUGAGAUGUUUGCUUUUGUGGACCCUGUAGCACGGCAAGCCUUGGCUGAACAG
This is a messenger RNA of Polypterus senegalus (gray bichir), 1095 nucleotides long. RefSeq names its product zona pellucida sperm-binding protein 4-like. The record is from RefSeq and is a predicted model, not a curated record. NCBI's taxonomy places the organism in Eukaryota, Metazoa, Chordata, Cladistia, Polypteriformes, Polypteridae. The transcript has 8 exons. Gene Ontology annotation, biological process: prevention of polyspermy; binding of sperm to zona pellucida. Bases 1 to 984 code for a protein of 327 amino acids. Gene Ontology annotation, molecular function: structural constituent of egg coat; acrosin binding. Gene Ontology annotation, cellular component: egg coat.